Sabethes cyaneus is the source of this 2908-nucleotide messenger RNA. It is a transcript of the gene SAK, whose product is annotated as serine/threonine-protein kinase PLK4. The record is from RefSeq and is a predicted model, not a curated record. NCBI's taxonomy places the organism in Eukaryota, Metazoa, Arthropoda, Insecta, Diptera, Culicidae. Gene Ontology annotation, biological process: protein phosphorylation. The transcript is spliced from 5 exons. Gene Ontology annotation, molecular function: ATP binding; protein kinase activity; protein binding. The coding region runs from base 101 to 2782 and encodes 893 amino acids.
AGUUCUGUAUUUUUAAGUUUUAAUUUGUGAUUCGUAUUCGUAUCUAUCGAACAGCAAAUUGUUUUAGUGGUGUAUUUUUGAGUUCGAAUGAUUUUUGACGAUGCUGGAUAACUUCGGUGAACAGAUCGAGGAUUUUGAAGUGUACGACUUGCUGGGAAAAGGGGGAUUUGCUUGUGUUUAUCGGGCAAAAUGCCGCCGUACCGGUAUUCAUGUCGCGAUCAAAAUGAUCGACAAGAAAAUGAUGCAGUCGGCUGGAAUGGCUAACCGCGUUCGGCAGGAAGUAAGCAUCCAUUCACGAUUGAAGCAUCCUUCGAUUUUGGAAUUGUAUACCUUUUUCGAGGAUGCAAAUUAUGUGUACUUGGUUCUAGAACUGGCAGAAAACGGUGAACUUCAGCGGUAUUUAAGAGAAACCAAAAAAACUUUUAGUGAGCAUGAGGCUGCCACGGUUUUGAAACAGGUCGUUGAUGGUCUCUUAUAUUUGCAUUCUCACCAUAUCCUGCAUCGGGACAUGUCCUUAGCUAAUCUAUUGCUAACCAAACAUAUGACUAUAAAGAUUUCAGAUUUUGGUUUAGCGACACAAUUAUCACGACCUGAUGAAAAACACAUGACCCUUUGUGGAACACCAAAUUAUAUCUCACCGGAAGUGGCUUCUCGCGCUUCGCACGGACUUCCAGCCGAUGUUUGGGGAUUAGGGUGUAUGUUGUACACUUUUCUGGUAGGAAGACCACCAUUCGACACCGCAGGAGUGAAGUCAACUUUAACAAAAGUUGUAAUGUCCAAUUACAACAUUCCGAAUCAUAUUUCCCAAGAAGCACGUGAUUUGAUCGAUCAACUAUUGAAAAAGAAUCCAGCAGAAAGGAUGCGACUGGAAGAUGUUUUACAGCAUUCUUUUAUGCGAAAGGCAAUCUCUCUUGACAAAGGUCAUUCCGGUGGUACAACACUUGCAUCAACUGACAGUGGUAUUAUGACUAUUUCAAGUAGUGGAAACCGCUCUAAUAUUCCAUCAAGUUACGGUCAAGAGCGCUAUCAGCCAACGGUAAAUCAUCAAAUGCCUCUACGCUAUCAACCGAUAAGUGAACAUGAACAGAACUUUCAAGAGAGUAUACUACCACCUCGUCCCCGAUCCGCUUCCUAUCAGCAAACAUCUGAUUUCGGCUCCGGAUUAAACCCAAGCUCUCGGGAGGAUCCUACACCGGGCUAUCGUAAAGUGAAUCAGAUAUCGAUGCUGCAACAGUUCAAUAGCCUUGAGUUGAUGGAAAAAUAUAACAUCAACAAAGCGGAGAUUGAAAGUGUCGGUCGAGCGAAUUCAACUGGUAGUUUGCAACAGCUACAUGGGUAUCGAGACUUCUAUAAUCAGCCGCCAGUGUGUCCACAACAAAUUUCACUAUUGGAAGCCAAACAAAAAUCAACUUCUAUUUCAAAGUUAUACCAACUAGCCAAUGAUAACCAGCCUCAGUCAGCAAACUAUUGUCAGCUCGAAGGAAAAGAAAAUUAUGCUGAUCAAUAUGAACCUGCACUAGAAGGCGAACAAGCACUGAAUCCUGGCAAUUAUGACUUCCUUGAUCAUUUUCAAUCAAGGGAUAAUCAUAACAAUUAUCAAAAUAACCCUCAAAAACAAUCGAGAAAACAGCUUGGUGUUCCGCCUCUAAAUACCACUCGACUGCUACCGAAUCGCCACAAAACAAAGAACGCAAUUCUCAGCAUUCAAUCUAAUGGCGAGGUUGUACUGGAGUUCAUCAAGCACAAACAGCGGUACCGGGAGGAUCGAGUGUUUGACGUGUGCCGAAUAUCUUCCGACGGUCUUCGGUUCAUUCUCUACCACCCGGAGGGUGGAAAGGGCGCCCCGGUGAAAGACGAACCACCUGAUCUGCCGGCUGGAGGAGCAGACAGUAUCUUCAGUUACGAAAGUUUGCCCGAAAAGCACUGGAAGAAAUACAUGUACGCAGCGCGCUUUGUGCAGAUGGUUAAGGCAAAAACACCGAAAAUUACGUACUAUAGUGAGAAGGCCAAAUGCCAGCUCAUGGAAACGCUGGAGGAUUACGAGGCUAUGUUUUACAGUGGGACAAAAAUUGUGAAAUCACCACAGGAAGGUGUUCGGAUUGUGGAUAGCAAUGGAACACUGUUAGCGGAUACCGGUAACCUGAGCUCCGUACUGAACAUGGAAUAUCAACACUUCCAGAGAACACUUGAACACUGCCUAAGCAUCGAUCGAUCCCUAUCAGCGAUUCACACCGGGAACACCUUUCCGCUAAUAAUCGGAAGGCGACCGACUUCAGCCGGUUUGGCUUCUUCUUCUAAGGAACCCUACUGUCAAUCAAAUCUCUCCACCCCACAAACACCAAUGACACCCCAUCAAUUCUCAUCGUUUGCAAUGUCUGUAAAUUCCCGCGAUUCAGCAGCGGUGCACAAUCGACGACCGGUAGUGCGCGCAAAAGCAACCAGUAAUUUUACCAACAUGGCCGUUAAGAAGUGCACCGUUGCGGGUGUUGGCACCGCGGUGCAACUCUCGCAGGGAGUCAUUCAGGUGCACUUUCUCGAUGGCGCAGCACUAUCUUUGAUUCCGACCGAGCAGGGUGGCGGAGUAACGUUUUCGCCCAGUCCCGGUAGUCCGCUUCAGCAUUAUGCCACCCAAGCGGAUGCAACGUUACCGCAGGCUUUGCGCGAAAAGAUCGCUUCCAUACCGCAAGUUCUUCGACAGCUGAAUGCUACGGCGGCACCAUCGAUACCGUUCAAUUUCCUCGAGGGUACACCGCGGACGCCGCUGACACGGUUUUUGCGAUAAACUAACUAAGGUAAGGAAAGAAACAAAAUGGCACAAUUUUAGAUGAAGUUGGUUAACGAGAUUCUCGCUAUCGUGACAAUUGUUGCGCGGUGUACUGAUACAGGAAGUACAAAACGUUAUUUUAAA